GAGAAGACCCUGGACGGUGGCCAAGAAGUUGGCGCUAUAGUCGUCGAUAGCCAGUGCUUUGUCCGGUAACAAAUGAAUACUUCGUUUAGGUGUAGCAGGAGGUGGAGGCAUGUGUUGCAUGAAGGUCCUUCCACAUCCAGGGAGUCUGUAGCCAGAUUACCGGUAGAAAUCUCACCUACUGUAAGUAUGUACUGGAUGCCACAAAUUUCUGGGCUUCACGUAUGCCGAAUUUUCCCGAGAGGAUUACUGGGGUUCGGGUCCAUGGUCGCCAGGGUCGAGGGCACGAACGCUCCGACCAUGCGUAGGCCAUGACAGGUGUUCUAGGUUUGAACGAAUUGUAGCAACGGGCGAAACUUGAACAUGAACAUGUGUGUAAAAUUUCAAAAUGGCCAACAGCCACUGAAGGAGUCGCCUUCGAAAAUGUGGUGCAAUUCGUACUUUAUCGCUGGAUCUUUGGCUAAUGAGGUUUAAUAUGCAUGAACAGGCCGGUGUGUCGUGCCUCGCGAACCGGGUCACGGAAUUGAAGCCGUCUCCGUCGUACCAAGGGUUGGAAUCUUUGUUGCGGGGCUGCCCAUCACACCAUGGGGAAGGAUUCGAAGAUGGUGACAGCGAGGGAUGAACAUGCCGAGGAAGAGAGUAUGAGUGAUGUGGAUUAUGAGGCUUUGAAAGGGGAUGAAGAAACUGAUGAUGAUGACGACGAAGCCGGUGAUGACGAGACCACCGAGGACGGGCAGAGUGGCGACCGCGUCGGUGAUUCCGAAGAUGCUGAGGAUGAAGAGGCUGCAUGUCGAGAGAACGAAGAACUUCCUGGGGAGGGAGGUGGAAGAAAUGGUUUCCGAAAUCCACACGCUGGGGACACCAGCGAUGAAUUGGACAAUGACAACAUGAUGUCUGAAGCGGGAAGCUACCCAGGAGCUCUUACUUUGGAGGAAGACAUUGGCGAAGUUUUAGCUGGGAAAGUUAAGCGACGUCGAACAUUAGGGAAAAGAGAUCGACAGCGAGCACGAAAAUCAUCAUGGGAGGACCUCCUUGGUAUGAAUGAUGCUGAUUGGGACGACGAGUCUGAUGACGAUGACUGGUCUCCAAUUUCAGCGUUGAAGCUUAGACCUCACUGGUUCUGCAUCAACUGCACCAUGCCAAACUCAGAAAAUCUCCAGUUAUGCUCGAAGUGUGGAGAAAAUGUCAAGUCAGAUAUCUUAAGCCGAGGGCAUCUUUCUUCACCGCUUGAUCCUGCUCGGUCACCCUCAUCUACUGAGCCGACAGCAAAUCAUGAGUUAUCCAAAGACAGUUCUCCUGGUUCGUUGGGUACAUCCUCUGCUUGCUCGUCAGAUCAUACCACAGAGACAUCAAAGUCAGGAAAAACUGUUCUUGGUUUUGAUGAAAGAAUGCUCUUGCAUUAUGAGCAGACUCAUAUGAAGUCUCACCCUCAUCCAGAACGGCCUGAUCGUUUGCGGGUUAUAAUUGCUGGCUUGACUGCGGAAGGUUUAUAUCCUGGACGCUGUGUCUCACUUCCAGCACGAGAGGUUACUCGAUCUGAACUGGAGAAGGUGCACAGCGAAGCUCAUGUUGAUGCAGUGGAAGUAACGUGCAACAAAGAUUUAAGCUACUUCACGACGGACACAUAUGCAAACAAGGACUCAUCCCUUGCUGCAAGGCUUGCAGCUGGAAUAUGUGCUGAUCUUGCCAAAGCAAUCGUUCAUGGAGAAGCUCAAAAUGGUUUUGCAUUGGUGCGACCUCCUGGUCACCAUGCGGAAGAGGUAAAUGUAAUGGGUUUUUGUCUACACAACAAUGCUGGUGUCGCUGCUAAGGCAGCGCAGGCAGCAGGUGCUAAGAAAGUCCUCAUUGUUGACUGGGAUGUGCAUCACGGGAAUGGAACUCAAGACAUAUUUGACGACGACCCAACGGUUCUGUAUGUGUCCUUGCACCGGCAUGAAGGAGGCACCUUCUAUCCUGGAACUGGUGCAGCCACUGAGGUAGGCGUUGGAAAUGGUGAGGGUUCUUCAGUAAACAUACCGUGGAUGUGCAGUGGAAUUGGAGACAAUGACUACAUUUAUGCCUUCUUGCACAUUGUUCUCCCAAUAGCAAAGCAGUUUGCUCCAGAUAUGACAAUCAUUUCAGCAGGAUUUGAUGCUGCCAGGGGUGAUCCACUUGGUGGUUGCGAGGUCACUCCAUCUGGAUAUGCCCACAUGACCUCUCUUCUGAGUUCUUUGUCCGGAGGGAAGAUGCUUGUCGUGUUAGAAGGAGGAUAUAAUUUGCGCUCUAUUUCGGCUUCAGCAACAGCCGUGAUCAAGGUCCUUUUAGGUGAUAAUCCAGGACCGCUUCCAGAUAAUCUACAGCCAACUGAAGCUGGAGCGCUCUCAAUGUUCGAUGUAUUUGCCGUUCAAUCCCAGUACUGGCCCUGUUUGCAGAUACCUUUAUUUGUGCAGCACUUGGCACGAAUGUCAUCCAGAGGACACAGGAAAGAGCUUCUCUUAGGUGAGCUGGAUCAGCAACUGGAGUCAUCACCGUCUGAACAAGUUGGGCAGCCCAUUGGAACUCCUUCAUGUUUGGGUUAAAGUCAAUCAAAACAAAGCAAGUGACACCAAGGUGCUUGUGUGUUCAACUUCUUUAACCGAAGGGGCAGUUGGCCGCUUUUGUUAAAGGGAGUGAAUGUGCCGCUUGCACGGGCACAGAUGGUGUUGAAACCUUGCCACAUCACUGGAAAGAGGAGCUCCUUAUCCAGUUCUUUGUGUGAAGGUAAUUGGCAGUAUGAGGCUGCCUCGUAUUCACUGCCAUCAACGGUACAUCUUGCUAGCUACGGCUACCUGUUGGAGGACACAGAAUUGCAAAGUCUAGGAUGGACUCCCUCGUGUAGUCGAGGUCAAGAAUUGUAACUGAGUUAGAAUAGUAUAGCACAUUCUUUAGAUAUAGUUACAUUUGUUACUGUUUUAUGUAUGUUUAUGAGCUUCACCUCAGCAAAUUUAGAAUGUAUAAAUAUGUGAAAUUUUGCGCUUGUAAAAUUGAUAUGGUGUCUAGUCUGAUCCUUGUGCAGUGCUUUACAUAUGUAUCAAGAUCGUGCAUCUGAUUUUCUUAUUCCUACAAAUGCAUGGCAAGUAUAAGGCCUCUCUGCUAUUUAUGUUAUGCUGCCAUGGCAGUCAGCCCACCUAACUUGAGUUGGUUGCGUUUUGCCAGCUAUGUUGAUGCCUUUUGUUAAGGUUUUCGCUUUUGUACUUGGUUUACUGGUAGCUUCCUUUCAAAACGGAGCGGCAUGUCAAUCGUGUUCAAUUUAAUCUUGGGGUUACCUUCCCAGAUUGAUUUUAAUUCCCUAACACUCAGUGAUGUUUUCACUUCUUCAAAACUUUCCGCACUACGAUUGCAUACAUCUAACUAGAAACAUUUCUUGUGUACUGACAAACCAUGGAUACAAUGACAUACAGAUAUCAUGCUUCGAGUAAGUUUUCCAAUUCCAUUGAAAAACUCGGCAAGAACGUUUGGUUUCGAUGUCAAUUUGGGCUGAAAUUGCUCUCUUUUGGGCGCUUUUGUGAAAGAUAACUUAUAAUUUUUGGGAGAACCAUCUGUGAAAUCUUUUUUUUAGUUUCGAUUGUACAUACGUUUUACUCGAUGCCAGCUUAGUCAUCGGAGCUGUCUUCUAUGACUAUUCGUUCUUACUUACUCGAAGCACUUUUGUUCUGGAACUACUGUAGGAGCGACAAAAUCUUACUGCUGUACACUCACUUUGAACGUUUGUAAUGUUCUGUCCCAGAGUUGACCUGGAGAUUCAGUUAGUGUGUGGAUUCAUAGCCUGUCAUUGCUAUAUGCCUAAGGUUUUCAAUGAUUGUUCACCUCCAUAUUACAUGCUACACUGAGUACUAAUUAUGAUCAGAGAAUUUCUAUGACAGGAAAGCGCAUUAACAGGAAACCUUAUGUCGGCGGUCCAGUAUGGUGGAAAUGGGGUCGUAGGAGAGUUGUGUAUUACUUAUGGCAAGAAGCAGGAUUCCGCAGAAACAAGUGGCUUCGAACUACUAGGUAGAUGGCAAAUGCAUCUGGGUGACAUUUGUCUGCCAGAUGUUCUGAGUUAUAACGUCCUCAACUAUUGUGUCACUUUAGUCAACGGGGAAUUGAAUUCAUGGGUUUGACUAUCGAAGUUUUAUGCGUAGAUAACGUCAGCCCAGGAGAUUUUGAGGUCAAUGCACUGUAAGGACAUAUCUACUUUCACUUACUACCUGGUCCCCAGUCUAUCUAAACUGCUCUCUUUUGGGAGAAAUUACAGAUGUUGAAUUUGAAGAGUUUUCCCGUUAGUGUAUACGAGCUCUUUUUUUAAAUCCAUCUACGUGGCCUAAGAGUCAGGUUGGGUAGGGCUCAGCGUCCAAGCCUGCGAAGCUCUUGUCAAGUUUUCUCAAAACGUUUGCAUUUGAGAUAGAGCUUGGUCAAGCUUCUCAGUAGUCGUGCGUUUACCAUGUUCUUUUUCUACUUUUCGUGUUAAGUUCAUGAAAGUAAUCGAAGUACAGACAUGGAAGAAGAAAGUGAGGUGUAGGUAUUCGUUCUGCCGUGCAAUAAAAGUCGACAGUUUUUCCGCAAUCUUUUUUACAGAGUGCAUGACUCCUUUCCAUGUAUCAGGUUUGCUUAUGUAGUGUUUUUGAACCUGCUUCGAUCAUAUCCACUCACGAUGAUCUUUCUUACACCGCUAUUAGCUUGUGUCCUCCAACUUCUACAAUCCAAAAUUUGUAUGGAUCGCCUGCAAACGGUGUUUAAUCCCCAUACAAUCGAAAAUGUUUGUAUGGGCAUAUGCUGAUGUACGUAUUGCAUCAAUUUAAUUUGAAGUGAUUGCGUAGAGUGAGUAUGCGAGAACAACCACGUCGUCUGUUUGAGGUUAUUUAGUUGCC
Messenger RNA from Marchantia polymorpha subsp. ruderalis, 4862 nucleotides. NCBI's taxonomy places the organism in Eukaryota, Viridiplantae, Streptophyta, Marchantiopsida, Marchantiales, Marchantiaceae. The record is from the annotation of a GenBank genome assembly.